AUGAGCUGCGCGCAGGUAUCAGCUAGAGCGACGCCGUGUUUGCAUUCUGCACCACCAUCCCAGAAUCCCUUUCCUUUAUCUCCAAUCCAGAUGCCACUGGCUGGUGCUCACGUCAAAACGGCAAACCCUUGUCGGCCACUUGUUGGCCUUCCUUGCAGCCGUUUGCCCCGAGCAUCGGCUGUUCUUUCCUCCAAGAAACUUCGGGUCUCUUUGACUUGUGUGCCAAUGAAGCUUAUGCAGAGGUUGGCCCUGUUCGCCCUCUUUUGGGCGCAGGGCGAGGGCUUCCGACGCCGGGCCAGGGCAGUCGAAAAGACAGGACUGCGUGGGCCACAAGAGCCGAAGGCGCUGCUGGAAGAGCUCGAGGAGGUCUUGGGCGCUGGUCACCGGGAGGCGGCGGAGCGUCGGCUGCAGGGAUUGGAAGACGACCUACGAGUGACCUUCAAGGCGCUUCCCAAGAACCAGCGCGGUGCUUUGGAAGCACCUUCCGCACGCUAUGCCCUGCACAGGCUCUUCAACAAACGCCAUGGUUGGCAGAUCAAGGGUUUGGAGUCUGCGGGAGGCUCCUGGAAUGUCGAGUCACCGGUGCUCGCCAUGGGGGAUCGUGUCCCUCCACAAAUGUGGGGAGACCUGACUGGGAUCGCCUCGGGUCCUACGGCUUGA
Messenger RNA from Durusdinium trenchii, 660 nucleotides. The record is from the annotation of a GenBank genome assembly. Lineage: Eukaryota; Dinophyceae; Suessiales; Symbiodiniaceae.